This is a messenger RNA of Pseudomyrmex gracilis, 5112 nucleotides long. RefSeq names its product peripheral plasma membrane protein CASK (gene CASK). Gene Ontology annotation, biological process: regulation of neurotransmitter secretion; protein phosphorylation. Gene Ontology annotation, molecular function: protein kinase activity; ATP binding; signaling receptor binding. NCBI's taxonomy places the organism in Eukaryota, Metazoa, Arthropoda, Insecta, Hymenoptera, Formicidae. Bases 1044 to 3890 code for a protein of 948 amino acids. The record is from RefSeq and is a predicted model, not a curated record. Gene Ontology annotation, cellular component: plasma membrane; cell-cell junction. The transcript has 22 exons.
CCGCCGCAUUUUAUGCAACCAGUCUUGCUUCGGAGCGAGCGAAUCCACUGGCCCGGCCUUUGACAGACGGGGUAGCGUGUGCAGUGCCAUCCGGGUAUCGUCUCUCGUCAUCAUCCGUCAAGAGACCGUCUCUCAAGUCGUCCGUGUCGUGCGUACGUACGUGUACGUACUGGCAACGUGCGUUGCCCGCGCGGCUCUACGGCGAGAACACGCACUUCGACUUACGACCUUCUGCUUCAUCGGAGUUUCUCGCUGUGAUUUUUAAGGCAGGUCACGAGACGGGGAUCCUAUUUACGAGCCUGACAUAAUACCGCAACACGCCGCUAUUGUCUCUUUGUCUCUUUCCGUGCGUGCUUUGACUUAGCCGGCGAGAGACAGGAGACGAGCAAAGCAAGCAAGCGAACGAACUCAGCGCGCCUCGAACGGCAACGAGGCGGGUGUCGGCGGUGUUCGUCCGAUAUCGUAUCGUUUCGCGCAGAGCUGUGUGCGCCGCACGUACGAUUCACGAUCGCACCCCGCAGUCGUACGGUGUAGGCUCGUGUCCGACGACGGAGUGUCAGUGCGACGACGGUCGGUUGAUGUGCUUGCACACAGGUGUGUUAUCCCACGACUGUGUGUGCGUGCAUAUGUGCGUGACGUGUGCGUAAAGGCAAGAGAACGACGGACCGUCAGUGAACAGAGAGAGAGAGAGAGAGAGAGAGAGAGAGAAAGAGAUAUAGAUAUAGAGAGAUAAAAAGAGAGAGAGAGAGAGAGAAGGACGGGAAAGGGCGCGACGGUGAUGCGGCCGUGAAUCUUCGAUACGUAGCUGCGCUCACGCCGCGCGUACACCGCGCGACACGACACGAAUACAACGAUAACGACGACGACGACGACGACGACGACGACGACAACGACGUCGGUCGGGGAACUACGGCAGGAGCGACAGAGAAAGGCGCGUACUCGUACGCGCUGCGAAUUAUCACGCGUAGCUACGACGCGCCUCCCGGCGCGUGCAGGCUCCUAGCUCGGUCGAAUCCUUCGACCUCCUCCUCCUCGUCGUCACUAUGGCGGACGACGAGGUUCUCUUCGACGAUGUUUACGAGCUCUGCGAGAUUAUCGGCAAGGGACCAUUCAGCGUCGUUCGGAAGUGCAUUCACCGUCAGACGGGGCAGACUUUCGCCGUAAAAAUCGUCGAUGUGGCGAAGUUCACAUCGAGUCCCGGGCUCAGCACGGCGGAUUUGAAACGAGAGGCUACAAUAUGCCAUAUGUUAAAACAUCCGCACAUCGUGGAACUGCUGGAGACUUACAGUUCCGAGGGCAUGUUGUACAUGGUAUUCGAAUAUAUGGACGGCUCUGAUUUGUGCUUCGAGGUCGUCAGACGAGCAACUGCCGGAUUCGUGUACAGCGAGGCGGUUGCGAGUCACUACAUGCGACAGAUCCUCGAAGCGCUGCGUUACUGCCACGAGAACGACAUUAUUCAUCGUGACCUGAAGCCGCAGUGCGCCCUCCUGGCUGGCAAGGAAAAUUCCGCCCCGGUGAAGCUGCGCGGCUUCAGCGUCGCCGUGCAACUCCCGACCUCGCAGUCUAAUGGCGUUGCAUGUUACACGACCGAGUAUCGGCAGUGUCUGAGCCCAAAGGGGCAGCUCUACUUGAAGGCCGACAACGAGGGUCGUGUCGGAUGUCCGCACUUCAUGGCGCCGGAAGUGAUCCAACGGCGACAAUACGGAAAACCCGGUGACGUCUGGUCGGCCGGAGUUCUGCUCCAUGUCCUGUUAACCGGCACACUUCCGUUCGUCGGAUCACGAGACAGACUGCGGGAAGCGAUCUGCCGAGGGCGGGUGCAGAUGGAGACGCCACUCUGGGAUCCCAUCAGCGAGCCGGCGAAAGAUCUCAUACAGAGGAUGCUCACCACUGACGUGAAUCACAGGAUCACCAUUCAAGAGGUUCUCAACCACAAGUGGCUUAGAGAUCGUGAUAAGGGUGCGGCACGUAUACAUUUAGGCGACACUAUAGAAGAGCUUAAGAAAUUCAAUGCAAGACGAAAAUUGAAGGACGCUGUAAAAGCAGCCGUCUCCUCGUCUAAAUGGCACAUCCCGUAUUCAGAAUCUAAUGGCGACAAUUUCUCCGACGUCGGCGACGACGAGGUGACAAUUACAGGGGCUGUAGCCGAAAUUUUAGAUUCUCUGGAUGAUAUUGAGAUUCUCGAGGAAAGUGACAGAUUGUUGCGGGCAGAAGUUCUCAACGCCGUUGACGACCAUCGGCUUCGAGCUAUUUUAGAGCUUUAUGACAGAAUCUCAGGUCGCGUGCCGACGCCAUAUCGGGCACCGCAAACGGAUGCGGUUCGACGUGCUCGCGAGGUCGAAGAAAUUCUUCGGGAAGCCGAACACUCGUCGGUACGGAAUAUCGAUAGAGCCGAUCUCAGAGAGCUUCACGAGUUAUUGGUCCAGCCGCACAUGAGGGCGCUCCUGCAAGCGCAUGAUGUCGCCAGCCAUGAGGUCUACGGUGAGGAAGCCACCAGAGUUACGCCGCCGCCGAUGCUCACGUAUCUGAACGGCGGCGACGACCUCGAAGGGCAGAACGGCGAUUUAGACGAGAAGAUCACUCGCGUCAGGCUGGUGCAGUUCCAAAAGAACACGGACGAGCCGAUGGGAAUCACGCUGAAAAUGAACGAGGACGGACAGUGCUUCGUUGCGCGAAUUAUGCACGGCGGUAUGAUCCACAGACAAGCCACUCUUCACGUCGGCGAUGAGAUCAGAGAGAUCAACGGUAUACCGGUUCAGAAUCAGUCCGUUAAUGCCUUACAAAAGAUUCUGCGGGAGGCACGAGGAUCGGUGACAUUCAAGAUCGUGCCGUCUUACAGGAGCGCGCCGCCCCCCUGCGAGUUGUUCAGGAUUAAGCCUCUGCCAGUGUUAAUUUUCGUUCGAGCGCAAUUCGACUACGAUCCGUUGGAGGACGAACUGAUACCCUGCGCGCAGGCCGGGAUCGCGUUCAAGACCGGCGAUAUUCUGCAGAUCAUCAGCAAGGACGAUCAUCACUGGUGGCAGGCGCGAAAGGAUAACGCGGCUGGAUCCGCGGGUCUUAUCCCCUCGCCCGAACUUCAGGAGUGGCGUAUAGCCUGCAUGUCUAUAGAGAAGAACAAGCAAGAACAAGACGCUGAAGGAGAAGUUCACGGAUGUUCUUCUCACGCCGAAGGCUGCGACGGCUCGACAGUAAAUUGCUCAAUAUUCGGCCGGAAAAAGAAGCAAUACAAGGAUAAAUAUCUUGCAAAGCACAACGCCGUUUUCGACCAGCUGGACCUGGUGACCUACGAAGAGGUCGUGAAGCUUCCUUAUCCUGCCUUCCAACGGAAAACUUUAGUAUUAUUGGGAGCACAUGGCGUCGGUCGACGACACAUAAAGAAUACUAUUAUCUCCAAGCAUCCCGAUAAAUACGCCUAUCCUAUUCCGCAUACAACGAGGUCUCCACGAAGCGACGAAGAAAAUGGUCGUAAUUAUUAUUUCAUAUCGCACGAAGAGAUGAUGGCGGACAUAGCUGCUAAUGAAUACCUCGAAUACGGUACGCACGAAGAAGCUAUGUACGGAACCAAGCUCGAAACAAUUCGCAAAAUUCACGAAGAGGGCAAGAUGGCUAUAUUGGAUGUCGAGCCGCAGGCGUUGAAAAUUCUACGAACAGCUGAAUUCGCACCUUACGUCGUCUUCAUCGGCGCGCCGGCGUUCGCGAACGUUACGGACUUCGACGGCAGUCUGGAACGGCUGGCGAAAGAAUCGGACAUGCUGAAGCAGGCGUACGGCCACUUCUUCGACUUGACGAUCGUCAACAACGACCUCGACGAGACGAUCGCCCAGCUGGAGGCCGCGAUCGAGCGCGUGCACACGACACCACAGUGGGUGCCCGUUUCUUGGGUCUACUGACAGCGGUCCUCGCCGAUUCGUCAGGUCGUCACCGCGGACUGCAACGGCUCGUCGAGGGCGAAAUAUUAAUAAUAUAAUCGUGAACACCGAUCACCUCGAACUUUCUUGUCGCGAAGAUCGCCGUUGUUCAAACAACAACACACGUCAACAAAGCAAUCGCGUCGUUUGCCAGCCGGAAACAAAAUACCGGCAAAAUGUAAAUCUCGUCGCCAGUCGCCAAGUGAAAAAAAAAAAAAAAAAAAAACGAUCGAGACCGGAGUAUGUGACUGUACGACGACGAUAAUGAUAGCAGUGUGUUCAUAAAGUUCUUUCCCAUCGCUGCGUAGUUGUUUAUUACCGAGUCGCGCGACAUGGAGGAGAGAGCGAUGUGUCCGAAGUUGUCCUGACGUCGACGAGCAGCAAUUAUAUAUCAAGUCGUCAACAUCGCGAGACAUCGGACCUUUUUAGAAACAUAGAGAACGUCAUCAUCGAACACGACGGAAAUUAUAGUGACGACGACGACGUCACGACGCGUCUGGGAAAAAAAAAAAAAAAAAAACGGACGCUUUCUCGCGGACCACCAACUUCUCCAGCACCUUCUUCUCCCCUGUGUUCCUGUCCUUCCUACGUCGAGGGAUUAAACUGAUGAAACCGCCGAUAUAUCAACGUCGGGAACGUCUCUCGAACGGGGAGGUAGUUUCUUUCUCUCUGUUCCACACACAUACCACACAUACACACGCAAUCUGUCGCAUUUCUCGACACAUUCCUGGUUUUUCACGACGCGAGUCACGUGCAGCGAUAUAUUACGUAACACGGUAACGUGAAAAAAAAAAAGAAAAAACAACGCACCAAAGAGAAGAUCCUGCGGAAUCCGCGGGAAGAAAAAACCGGAAAACGCGAGAAGCAAACGCGGCCGCGCUUCGGUGCUUCGAACCGAACGGCCGCAUCUUCGCACGCACGCCUCUUUAUCUGCGGCAUCUAUCUCAGUCGACUCUCCGUAAAAAAACAAAAAACAAAAAAACAAAAAAAAAAAAAAAAACUGUAAUUGCCUCCUAUCGUAACUUUAUCGUAAAACUAUUUAAACGAAAAAAACAAACUAGAGAUCGCGUGCGGCACGGCAGUUGCCCGUUUAAAAGUAAUAGAAAUUAUAAAUUGUAGCAAAAAAAGAGACGAGGAUAUCCCGUCGAAAUAAAUAUCGAAGAAAAAAAAAAUUCGUCUAACCGUUUAAGAAGAAAAAAAAAAA